AGCCUCCCACGUGCGGUCCCCGGUGAAGGCGGCCGGUGGUGCCCAGGGCGGGCCCCGCUGAGCCUUUCGCCGCAGGAGCCAGCGGCAGUGCCCGGCGUGGCGGCGGGUCCCGCCCGGCGGCCGCGAUCCGGUGCCCCAUGGUGGUGCUGCGGAAGCUGCCGGGCAUGCCGGGCUGGCCGGCGGCGCUGGGGCUGCGGCUGCCGCAGAAGUUCCUGUUCCUGCUCUUCCUCUCGGGCCUGCUCACGCUCUGCUUCGGGGCCCUCUUCCUCCUGCCCGAUUCCUCCCGUUUCAAGCGCCUCUUCCUACCCCGCCGGGCCACCGCCUCCGCCUCCUCUUCAUCCUCCGCCUCCUCGUCCUCAGCCUCCUCCUCCUCCACCCGCGACACCGACCUGCCCCGCAGCCCCCCCGCCGCCGCCGAGCCCCGCCACGCCAGCCCCGCCGCCCCGCGCCGCCUGCGGGAGAAGCUCCGCACGGGCGCCCGCAUGGCCGGGCCGGCGGCCCGCACCGCGCCCGGCUCCCGGCAGCAGGUGCAGGGCUCCGAGAGCCGAGCCCAGCCCGCCAGCGGCCCGCCCCCGGCCCGGCAGACGCGGGCCCCGUUCCGCUUCGACUACGAGCGGUUCCGCCGGAGCCUCCGGCACCCGGUGCGGGGCGGGCGGCCCGGAGAGGACCCCGAGACCCGCGGCCGCAGGAUGAAGAUCAAAGAGAUGAUGAAGUUUGCCUGGGAUAACUACAAGCAGUACGCCCUGGGGAAGAACGAGCUGCGCCCGCUGACGAAGAACGGCCACAUCGGGAACAUGUUCGGAGGCCUUCGAGGAGCAACUGUGAUAGAUGCCUUAGAUACCCUCUACAUCAUGGAACUCGAGGAGGAAUUCCAAGAAGCCAAGCAGUGGGUGGAGAAGAGCUUUGACUUGAAUGUGAAUGGAGAAGCUUCGCUGUUCGAGGUGAACAUCCGCUACAUCGGAGGGCUCCUGGCCACCUACUACCUGACAGGAGAGGAGGUGUUCAAGAGCAAAGCUCUGGAACUUGGGGAGAAACUUCUGCCAGCCUUUAACACCCCCACUGGAAUCCCACGUGGAGUCAUCAACCUGGGCAGUGGCAUGAGUUGGAGCUGGGGCUGGGCAUCUGCUGGAAGCAGCAUCUUGGCAGAAUUUGGGACCUUGCACCUGGAAUUCCUGCACCUCUCCCAGCUCUCUGGCAACCCAGUGUUUGCAGAAAAGGUGAUGAACAUCCGCAGGGUGCUCAGCAGAGUGGAGAAGCCGCAGGGCCUUUACCCCAACUUCCUGAGCCCGGUGACGGGGAGCUGGGUGCAGCACCACGUCUCCAUCGGGGGGCUCGGGGACAGCUUUUAUGAAUAUCUCAUCAAAUCCUGGCUGAUGUCAGACAAGAAAGACUCUGAAGCUAAAAAGAUGUACGACGAUGCCUUGGAGGCAAUAGAAAAACAUUUGGUGAAGAAAUCUGCAGGAGGCUUGACCUACAUUGCUGAGUGGAGGGGUGGCAUCCUGGACCACAAGAUGGGCCACUUGGCCUGCUUCUCUGGGGGCAUGAUUGCCCUGGGGGCCGAGCACGCUGCAGAGGAGAGGAGGCAGAGGCACAUGGAGCUGGCAGCAGAGAUCACCAGCACCUGCCACGAGUCCUACACACGCUCAGGCAUCUCUGCAGCUCCUGGGAGGCUGCAGUCAGCUGAGGCAGCUCUCCAGGACCUUGUCAGGCCCAGACACCAAGCUGGGCCCCGAGGCGUUCCGCUUCGACGCGGGGAGCGAGGCCAUGGCCACGCGGCUCAGCGAGCGCUACUACAUCCUGCGGCCCGAGGUGGUGGAGAGCUACAUGUACCUCUGGAGGCUCACCCACGACCCCAAGUACAGGCACUGGGGCUGGGAGGUGGUGCAGGCCCUGGAGAAGCACUGCAGGGUGGAAGCUGGCUUCUCUGGCAUCCGAGACGUUUACACCACCACGCCCAGCCACGACAACAUGCAGCAGAGCUUCUUCCUCGCAGAGACUCUGAAGUACCUCUAUCUUCUGUUCUGUGAAGAUGAUGUGCUGUCCCUGGAGGACUGGGUGUUCAACACCGAGGCUCAUCCCCUGCCCAUCAACCACACGGACUUUAAAGCAGCAGCACAGCCCUGAGGCCCCUGCCCAGCCCCUGCUCCCCCAGCCUGGGCAGACUCUGCUUUUCCUUUCCAUUGAAGGAAUUCCUCUUGUUCCUGAAAUGGUAUUUGGGGGCACUAGUCCAAUUCCGGACAGUAUUUUCUUGGGAAGAUGAACCAUGACUAAGCACCUUCUUUUCCUCUGUGAGGAGCUCUACUAGGCUGAUGAUGAGAUGUUUAUUCUGGGCCAUACUGUACACAGUUCAUAGACAUUCCUUUAUACAGAGAAUUUAUAUGAAAUCCACUGAUUUUGCUUUAUAGUGGCCAAAGGACUGGAAGUUUGCCAUAAAAUAGACUUUACACACACACACACACACACACACUCAUCCUCCUUUCCUUUCUCUGUUUCAUUUCUGCCUUUUCUCUGCUCUUGGAUUUAUCACCUUCCCAGUGACCAGUUCUCAGCAUUCUGGGCUUUGGGGGCUCUUCAGGAGGGACAGGGGAACGAGGAAGGGCUUUUGUCCUUGGUGUGGGAGAGCAGCUGGAAUUCCUGGGGAUGGCUGAGGAGCCAGCUGAGAGCUCAGCAGUGAAGAGAGGACAGGGAAAGGUGAUGUUUUACUGGGAAAAUUUAGAGGAUUAAACCCUCCACAAACAGGAGCAGCCUCAGGUUGGAAUUUGCAGAUUUCAGGCCCUGCUCCUCCUGGGGGAUUUGAACCACUCUGGUCCCUGCUGGAGGGGUAACUCAGCAGGACAGGAGCAAUCCAGGAGCUCCUGGGGUGGAUUGGUGAUAAAUUCCUCCUCCAAGGGACACAGGAGACAACAGAGGGGCUCUGCUGGCCCCAAAAUGAAGAUCCAAGGCAGGUCUGGCUGCGGUGGCCAUGGAUGGUGAGUUCAGGAUCCUCAAAAUUGUAACUAAACCAAAACUUGGCUGCAAAAUCCUUGCUCCUGAUGUAUUUUUAUAUACUUUUUUUUCUGUGCUCUUAAAACACAUUUACCACCCAUCACAUCUCAUUUAACUUUCCUUUAUCAUUUUUUUUCUCGUGUUUUUCUACUUUUAUUUGGAACUAAAUGUUACGAGUCACUUGUAAUAAUUUUACUGCUGUAAUAGUCAGAUCUGUGAAACAGAAUAAAAGUCUUGUAAAAUAAAAAGCCUGUUGGGGUUGAUCCUGUAAAAGACCGGUUACUCCAUGCUUGGAAUGAGACAAUACUGGUGGAUUUAAAGAGUUUUGUGCAGUGGAAGUUGAUUUCUAGGGGAAUCUAGGCAGUGUUUGACAGCAAAUCCCAGCUCUCUUAAACUGCUGGAUCUGGGAUCAGCAUUCCCUGUGAUCACUGCAAAGUUUUGUGGCCCUGGGGGAUGGAACAUUUUUGUUCAUUCUUGUGACAUCCUCGUGACAAUUGGUUCAUUCAGCAGCUUGGGGGAAAAUAAAGU
This is a messenger RNA of Poecile atricapillus (Black-capped chickadee), 3513 nucleotides long. RefSeq names its product mannosidase alpha class 1C member 1 (gene MAN1C1). Gene Ontology annotation, molecular function: mannosyl-oligosaccharide 1,2-alpha-mannosidase activity; calcium ion binding. The record is from RefSeq and is a predicted model, not a curated record. The transcript is spliced from 13 exons. Gene Ontology annotation, cellular component: endoplasmic reticulum; Golgi membrane; extracellular exosome. The coding region runs from base 138 to 2027 and encodes 629 amino acids. Gene Ontology annotation, biological process: N-glycan processing; carbohydrate metabolic process. Lineage: Eukaryota; Metazoa; Chordata; Aves; Passeriformes; Paridae.